Messenger RNA from Momordica charantia (bitter melon), 1405 nucleotides. Lineage: Eukaryota; Viridiplantae; Streptophyta; Magnoliopsida; Cucurbitales; Cucurbitaceae. The record is from RefSeq and is a predicted model, not a curated record.
UUCUGUUUCAAUUCGGUAAUCAUAAACCAUGCCCCACAAUUACAGAUUACAAUGCUCGAUUACUUUUGAACUUUUUGCUCUCUUUUCUGUCAAAUUGUUGUUCAUUUCUGAAGAUUUGAUGUGGCAUCUUCGUGAAACAAUAUAGCUUAUCUAUCAAUUCAAGUUUACUUUCUCGGCGAACAUGGAGAUUCGGGCCGAAGAUGAUCCGGCUCCGAAAUUUCUCGCUCUCAAUCGUAUCGACCUUUCGAGCUCAGAUAUUCAUCAAUCGGUUUCGUUACUCAAACAGGCUUGUUUGGAUACCGGAUUCUUCUAUGCUGUGAAUCACGGAAUCGCGGAGGAAUUUAUGGAUGAGGUUUUUGCUCAGAGCAAAAAGCUUUUUAGUCUGCCGCUAAGCAAUAAAAUGAAGCUUCUGAGAAACGAGAAGCAUAGAGGCUACACUCCUACACUCAAGUAUGUUUUCUGCAAUUCGCAAUUCGUCUAUGAGCACUGCAAAGAGAAAUUAAAAUUGCUGCACAUAGGAGAUUACAAGGAGGGGUAUUACAUAGGAAUCGAGGAGAAGAUUCCUGGAGAUGAUCCAGAUGGAGAAAGGCCAUUUUAUGGUCCAAAUAUUUGGCCUGCAGAAGAUUUGUUACCUGGCUGGAGGGAGAUCAUGGAGAAGUUUCAUACACAAGCACUAGAGGUUGCUAGAGCAAUCUCAAGGAUCAUUGCUCUUGCGCUUGAUCUUGAGAUUGAUUUUUUUGACAAGCCAGAAAUGCUUGGUGAGCCAAUUGCAGUCUUGCGCCUACUACACUAUGAAGCCCAAAUUUCUGAACCCUCAAAAGGAAUAUUUGGAGCUGGAGCUCAUUCAGACUAUGGUUUAAUCACACUCUUGGCGACAGACGAGAACCUCGGUCUCCAAAUUUGCAAGGACAAAGAUGCUAAACCUCAGAUAUGGGAAUAUGUAGCACCACUCAAAGGGGCGUUUGUGGUGAACCUUGGAGACAUGCUGGAGCGAUGGAGCAACUGCAUAUUCAAGUCCACAUUACACAGAGUUCUGGUGAAUGGUCAAGAUAGAUAUUCUAUUGCAUAUUUUGUGGAACCUAGUCAUGAUUGUCUUGUGGAAUGUUUGCCAACUUGCAAGUCAGAGAAAAACCCUCCCAAGUUUCCUCCGAUUCUAUGCAAGACAUAUUUAAGUCAGCGUUACCAAGAAACUCAUGUUGAUCUAAAUACAUACAGAAAGGAUCAAGAAUAAAAGUUGAUAGAAAUGUUAUGAAAAUAGUAAUGCUAGUAAAGUAAUAUGAUACAUAAUAAAGUCACUUGUAAAUGCCCAAGUCUAACAGGGACAGGCAGACGGUGGAUGGCUGAGGAAGAUAGACCAAAACUCCACACCGGAUUCAAGGGCUGUAGUUACUUAUAUAAAAUGUAA